GACUAAACACUCAAACACCACCCCGCGCGCUCUCUCCUUCUCACUCAGCUCGACCUAGAACCCUAAAACUGGAAAACUCAAACACCAGCCUCUCUCCUUCUCACUAAGCUCUGUCAGAUCUCGAUUCUUACGUUCUCCUUCAUCUUCUCACUCUCUCGAUUCUUCUUUGUAGUCUCUCCUUCUUCUUCUUAGUCUCUGCUUCAUCUUUCAUGUUCGGAUUAAUGGAGCUCUCCAGCAAGAGCUGUUUUCAAUUAUCUGGGAUUUGCCCAAUCAAUUUAUGGGUCUUGUUUCUGGGAUUUGCCCAAUCCAAUUAUCUGACCUUAAUUCCUAUACCACUCAAUCAUUUGAACAAAUUUAAAAGUUCAACCACUGUACCGAGUCGGGGCCACCAUCAUUCGCAAACACAUAAGUAGAAGAACCUUACUGUUCAAAGCUCACAAUCAAGAUUGGUCAGAGGAGAAACAACAGAGCCUCAAGAUCGGCGAUGGGAUCAGUCAGCCGUUUGCUUUCUGCUACGAGACUUUUGUGCCGGAGGCGGUCACUCUCUCUUACCAAGCGCCGGAGGUUUUGCUGGGGUCUGUCGAUUUCUCGACUCCGGCGGACAUUUGGGCCGUCGGCUGCAUCUUCGCUAAGAUGGUGACUGGGGGUGUACUGUUUGUCGGAAUCGGUGAUGAUCCUAAUCAAGCUGAUAAGCAGCAAUUGCGAGAGAUUUUCAGACAGCUAGGAAAACCGAUGUUGAAUCAGUGUCCAGGACUCACUUCGUUGCCGGCUUGGGAGACCUACCAAGAAUGGGAAGGGGAAAAGAUGAAAGAUCGGUUCUAUUUGGCAGGAGAUUUGCCAUCGGAUCUGCUGGUAGCUACAGUUUAUUUGGAACAAGAUGGAGUUGAACUUCUAUCGCAAUUACCAUGUUUGUCGGAAUUACAUUCCCUUUCUUCAGUGGUCUCCUUGGAUUUUUCAGAGGAUUUGCUUUUGCCCCAACAACAUAUUUUUUCCCUUGCAUAAUGUGGCUUGCCUUCCAGACUGCGAAAUUGUUGUAUUCAACAUUGCCAAAGUGGAACUUCAGACAUCCCAAAAACAAUUUUUUUCCCACCAACUCUGAGUUGUGGUCAUGGGAAACCUUCAGUGAAGACAUUUCUUCAUGGACAGGUGAUACAACUCUCACAGUCAUUGGUUUCUUAGAUCAGUUGAACAUCACUAUAGACCCCAAUGAUUAUCUACGGUACACCACCAGGUCAGAUUAAGCAACUGAACUUCUUUUUCCAUUCAAUGUAUCUGUGAAAAAUGUAUAUCCAAUUAUAUAAGAGAACUUUGUAGAACUUGAUGUUUUUAGUGUCGACAUAAGUCCAUCUGAAUCAUUUCUGCGUGGUGGUAAGCAUCCAAUUCUCACCG
Molecule: messenger RNA, 1389 nt
Organism: Rosa chinensis
Lineage: Eukaryota; Viridiplantae; Streptophyta; Magnoliopsida; Rosales; Rosaceae
Product: cyclin-dependent kinase B1-1-like
Exons: 6
Coding region: 634-1002 (122 amino acids)
Source: RefSeq, a predicted model, not a curated record